This is a messenger RNA of Microtus ochrogaster (prairie vole), 939 nucleotides long. RefSeq names its product CCAAT enhancer binding protein gamma (gene Cebpg). The record is from RefSeq and is a predicted model, not a curated record. Gene Ontology annotation, biological process: regulation of transcription by RNA polymerase II; DNA-templated transcription. Gene Ontology annotation, molecular function: DNA-binding transcription factor activity, RNA polymerase II-specific; RNA polymerase II cis-regulatory region sequence-specific DNA binding. NCBI's taxonomy places the organism in Eukaryota, Metazoa, Chordata, Mammalia, Rodentia, Cricetidae.
GAGGCUGCCGGUUUCGUAACCGUCGCUCCUCCUCGCCGUCUCGCGGGCUGCGAGGCCUGGGUCGGGUCGGGCCGCGCCGCGCGGGGCCGCUCAGAGUGGAGGCCGCCUGGGGGCGGACGGGCCGGCCGGAGGUGCAGGUACAUGUGAAGAUUUUUUGGCAGUUGAGUGUGGCCUCUGCUGAUCACAUUGCUUUGGUUUCUGCCUGUUCUGUGUUGGCAAAGGAACACGCCCAAAUGAGCAAGCUGUCGCAGCCAGCCACUACUCCAGGAGUGAACGGAAUAAGUGUCAUUCAUACUCAGGCACAUGCCAGUGGCUUACAGCAGGUUCCUCAGCUGGUGCCCGCUGGGCCUGGGGGAGGAGGUAAAGCUGUGCCUCCAAGCAAGCAAAGCAAAAAGAGCUCACCCAUGGAUCGAAAUAGUGAUGAAUAUCGCCAGCGCAGAGAGCGGAACAAUAUGGCCGUGAAGAAGAGCCGGUUAAAAAGCAAGCAGAAAGCUCAAGAUACACUGCAAAGAGUGAACCAGCUCAAAGAAGAGAAUGAACGGUUGGAAGCCAAAAUUAAGUUGCUGACAAAGGAAUUAAGUGUACUGAAAGAUUUGUUUCUGGAGCAUGCACACAACCUCGCUGACAACGUGCAGCCCAUCAGCACUGAAACUACGACGACAAAUUCUGAUGACACAGGGCAGUAGAUCUCCUUCCAGGCACCACAGCUUUGUGGCUUGAACAUGAGAGGUGUGACCAUCCUGUACUGCCUGGUUCCAUGGCUGAGCUUGGUCUUGUUCCAUUGGAGGUUAUUUUCUAGGCUCAGCACUGAACAGUUGAUUAGCCAUGUAAUUUAUCUGGUCUUAAAUGAUAAUGGAUUUUUGAAGAACUAAAAGAAGACUUAGGGUUUAUGGUUAAAAUUCCUGGACCUUAAUAUUCUUAAUAAAUCCUGACUUCCCC